CCGGCAUAGCCGAACUCACCGCAGCUGCCGCUGCUGCCGCCACCCGGACAGAGGCGCGAUGAGGAGCAGGAGCAAUUCGGGGGUCCGGCUCGAUGGCUACGCCCGCCUGGUGCAGCAGACCAUCCUGUGCCACCAGAAUCCUGUGACUGGCUUACUUCCAGCCAGCUGUGAUCAGAAAGAUGCUUGGGUCCGGGAUAACGUUUACAGCAUACUGGCGGUGUGGGGCCUGGGCCUGGCUUACCGCAAGAAUGCAGACCGAGAUGAGGACAAGGCGAAGGCCUAUGAAUUGGAGCAGAGUGUCGUGAAGCUGAUGAGGGGGCUGCUGCAGUGCAUGAUCAGACAGGUGGACAAGGUGGAGUCCUUCAAAUACAGUCAGAGCACCAAAGACAGUCUCCAUGCCAAGUACAACACCAACAGCUGUGCCACUGUGGUGGGAGAUGAUCAGUGGGGGCACUUGCAGCUGGAUGCCACCUCUGUUUUCCUGCUGUUCCUGGCCCAAAUGACGGCCUCAGGGCUCCAUAUCAUCCACAGCCUAGAUGAGGUCAAUUUCAUACAGAAUCUUGUGUUUUACAUCGAAUCUGCUUAUAAAACAGCUGACUUUGGCAUAUGGGAACGUGGCGAUAAGACCAACCAAGGCAUCUCUGAGCUAAAUGCGAGCUCUGUCGGGAUGGCAAAGGCGGCCCUGGAAGCUUUGGAUGAACUGGACCUGUUUGGUGUGAAGGGUGGGCCCCAGUCUGUCAUCCAUGUCUUGUCAGACGAGGUCCAGCACUGUCAGUCCAUCCUCCAUUCCAUGCUGCCCCGGGCCUCGAUGUCCAAAGAGGUAGAUGCCAGUGUCCUUUCAGUGAUUUCCUUCCCAGCAUUUGCAGUAGAGGACAGCCAGUUGGUAGAGAUUACAAAGCAGGAAAUAGUCACCAAGCUUCAGGGUCGUUACGGCUGCUGUCGCUUUCUUCGAGAUGGCUACAAAACCCCUAAGGAGGAUCCUAACCGUCUGUACUAUGAGCCAGCUGAGCUGAAGCUGUUUGAGAACAUUGAGUGUGAAUGGCCUUUGUUCUGGACCUACUUCAUCCUUGAUGGUGUCUUCAGUGGCAAUGUGGAACAGGUCCAGGAGUACCGGGAAGCUCUCGAAGGAGUCCUUAUCAAGGGCAAGAAUGGGGUUCGCCUUCUGCCUGAGCUCUACAGUGUCCCUCCUGAAAAGGUUGAUGAAGAGUACCAGCAUCCUCACACUGUGGACCGAGUGCCCAUGGGCAAGCUGCCUCACAUGUGGGGCCAGUCCCUGUACAUCCUGGGAAACCUGAUGGCAGAGGGGUUUUUAGCACCUGGGGAAAUUGAUCCUCUGAACCGUAGGUUUUCAACUGUUCCCAAGCCAGAUGUUGUGGUUCAAGUGUCCAUCCUUGCUGAAACAGAAGACAUCAAAGCCAUCCUGAGGGCCAAUGGCAUUGACGCGGAGACAAUUGCUGAAGUGUACCCUAUCAGAAUCCAGCCAGCCCGAAUCCUCAGCCACAUCUAUGCCAGCCUAGGCCGUAACAGCCGGAUGAAACUCAGUGGAAGACCAUAUCGACACAUGGGGGUCCUGGGAACAUCUAAGCUCUAUGACAUUCGCAAAACCAUCUUCGCUUUCACGCCACAGUUCAUAGAUCAGCAACAGUUCUACUUGGCCCUUGACAACAAGAUGAUAGUAGAGAUGCUGCGGACAGACCUCUCCUACCUGUGUAGCCGCUGGAGAAUGACAGGCCGCCCCACCAUCACCUUUCCCAUCCUGCACACCAUGCUUGAUGAAUCUGGAACCACCAUAAAUGCAUCCGUCCUGGCUGUGCUCAGAAAAAUGCAGGAUGGCUAUUUUGGUGGGGCAAGGGUCCAAGCAGGGAAACUGUCUGAGUUCCUGACGACAUCCUGCUGUACACACCUGAGCUUCAUGGAUCCCGGCCAGGAGGGGAAGCCUUUUGGUGGGGAUUAUGAUGAUGGAGACGAUGACUACAGUGAUGAAGGGCUGUGCUCAGACAACUGGCUGGAUGGCUUCAACUCCUCCAAGCAUGCCAGUGAUGGUGAUGAAGUUCUGCGGUACUUGGACCACCUUUUGGAGCACACGGCACCCAAGCCCACACUGGCCUCUACUGCCCAGCAGGGAGGUCUUGAUCGCUUCCGAACAGCCGUGCAAACAACCUGUGACUUCAUGUCCUUGGUGACCAAAGCUAAGGACCUGCAUGUGCAGAAUGCUCACAUGUACCUUCCCACAAAAUUGCUGCCAGCCUCCCGGACUUCAUUCAGCUUCCUGGAUGCCACACCUCUCCCUCCCCAAGCUGAGCAGGUUCCUUCUGUCCAUGUGGAGAUGCACCUUCCCCGGGAUGAGUCUGGGAAGAUAGACUUCCAAGCCCUGGUGGGCCAGUUGCACGAGUGCCCAAGCUUACAGGACCAAGCUGACAUCCUCUACGUUCUUUACACCAUGAAGGGUCCUGACUGGAACACUGCCACCUCUGGUGAGGAGGGUGGGACGGUCCGGGAACUCCUCAUGGCCUUGUAUAGCAAAGUUGGGGAAGCGCGCCACUGGGGCUUGAUACGCUACAUCUCCGGCAUUCUAAAGAAGAAGGUAGAAGCCCUGGACGAGGCCUGCACAGAUUUGCUCUCUCACCAGAAGCACUUGACAGUGGGACUCCCUCCAGAGCCUCGGGAGAAGACAAUCUCUGCUCCUCUACCCUAUGAAGAGCUCACCAAGCUGAUCGAUGAAGCCAGCGAGAACGAUGUGAACAUCUCUGUCCUCACACAGGAAAUCCUGGUGUACCUGGCCAUGUACAUGCGAACUCAGCCCAGCCUUUUUGCAGAGAUGUUUCGGCUCCGGAUUGGUCUCAUUAUCCAGGUGAUGGCGACAGAGCUGGUGCAGUCACUUAGCUGUUCAGCUGAAGAAGCCACAGAGAGCCUGAUGAACCUCAGUCCUUCAGCCAUGAAGAAUCUCUUACACCACAUUCUCAGCGGCAAAGAGUUUGGUGUAGAAAGAAGCGUGCGUCCUGCUGAUUCCAAUGUCAGCCCCGCUAUUUCCAUUCAUGAAGUUGGUGCUGCUGGAGUGACCAGAACUGAACGGGCAGGAAUCAUGCAGUUAAAAAGCGACAUAAAGCAGGUGGAAUUACGCCGGCUGUCUAUCUCAGUUGAGAGUCAGCCCAAUGGUGGCCAUGCCCUGAGUACUGAGCUGAUGUCUCCGCCUUUUCUGUCACCUGGACCUUCAUUAAGCCCAAGUGGGGGAUCCUUCUCAGGUGCCUAUGGAGAUCAGUCCUGGAAGGACACUCGCCAAGGCCAGUGGCAGCGCCGGCGCCGGCUUGACGGAGCACUGAACAGGGUCCCCAUCGGGUUUUAUCAGAAAGUGUGGACGGUUCUGCAGAAGUGCCAUGGCCUGUCUGUGGAAGGCUUCGUUCUCCCUUCUUCAACAACCAGAGAGAUGACACCAGGGGAGAUCAAGUUCUCCGUUCAUGUGGAGUCUGUCCUUAACAGAGUCCCUCAGCCAGAAUACCGCCAACUCCUGGUUGAAGCCAUCCUGGUCCUGACCAUGCUGGCAGACAUUGAAAUCCAGAGUGUCGGUGGCAUCAUCGCUGUGGAGAAAAUUGUGCACAUUGCCAACGAGCUGUUCCUGCAAGAGCAGAAAGCCCUUGGGGCAGACGACACCAUGUUGGCAAAGGACCCCUACUCUGGCAUCUGCACCCUCCUGUAUGACAGCGCCCCCAGCGGCAGGUUUGGCACCAUGACCUACCUCUCCAAAGCUGCAGCUACCUAUGUCCAAGAGUUUCUGCCUCACAGUGUCUGUGCCAUGCAGUGAGGUGUCUGGCAUCUGCCACACCGGGAACCGGUGCAGGACCGAGCAUGCCCUCCGUCCUCUUUUCUCCUUAGCUUAGAAGGGGAGCAAACCUGCUCCAAUAGCUGCUUGGGCAGAAGCAAACGCUUUCCAGAGGCUCGCUUAGAGCACUCCUCAAUGGUCAUUUCACCAGGGAUGGCCUCAAGUGUGCUGUUCCUGACUCACUUUGCCUCUCUUCUAGGCUUACUGUUCUGGGGGGGUGCAAGUUGGGGUUCUUCACCUGAGGAUUCAGCUGUUUCCCUGAAAGCUUGGGGGUGGGGUCUAGCCUUUCUCCAGCUGCUACCUGCCAACCACAUGAAUGACCAGCCUCCCACCCUUCGUUGUGUCCAUCCACUCACUGAACAAUGAAGGAGCCACCAGCUUGAGGCUGGGGACUCAUGGCCAGAGAAGAUUCCUGGUGUUCAGCUGCCCAACAUGGGGAAAUAUGUGUAGAGUCUGGGCCUUGCACUUUCCAGGGGCAUUUCAAAGGAGGUUGAGGAGGCAACUUUCACUAGCUUCUUUGUCCUGGACCCCAAGGUGGUGGGUCAAGGGGCAGACUCUGCCCUUUCUUCCCCAAGGAGGAUCCUGGGCUGUCCUGCUGUAGCUCCUGUUUUUGAGUCCCCCAGGUUCCCCGCCCCCCAGGCACUUAGAGAGGCACGAGAUGUGUCUGGCUCCAGCUGAGUGUGUGCACAUGGCGGGGAGGUUGGGAGCAGCCCUCGGACUUGUGGGGGCCUUAUGGCAGGCUUCUACUGCAGCAAGAUUUCUCAGAGAGAGUAGGGCCCUGAGCCCCUUUCCUAAGUCCACUUCUCUGACCCUGGCCCUAUAUCUGGGUCAGCUUAUUCGAAGAAGGUUUUUCCAACUUUUCUUUCUGAUUGGAAGACCAAGACCAAUUACCCUCCCCUCCCCUGCCUUCCCUUCCCCCUUUACCCCCCUCCCCUCCCCUUCUCUGCCUUCC
Dromiciops gliroides (monito del monte) is the source of this 4769-nucleotide messenger RNA. It is a transcript of the gene PHKA1, whose product is annotated as phosphorylase kinase regulatory subunit alpha 1. The coding region runs from base 59 to 3799 and encodes 1246 amino acids. The transcript has 33 exons. Gene Ontology annotation, biological process: glycogen metabolic process. Gene Ontology annotation, molecular function: calmodulin binding. Gene Ontology annotation, cellular component: phosphorylase kinase complex. The record is from RefSeq and is a predicted model, not a curated record. Lineage: Eukaryota; Metazoa; Chordata; Mammalia; Microbiotheria; Microbiotheriidae.